This is a messenger RNA of Aspergillus pseudonomiae, 2241 nucleotides long. RefSeq names its product E3 ubiquitin-protein ligase RNF216. NCBI's taxonomy places the organism in Eukaryota, Fungi, Ascomycota, Eurotiomycetes, Eurotiales, Aspergillaceae. The coding region runs from base 1 to 2241 and encodes 746 amino acids. The transcript has 3 exons. The record is from RefSeq and is a predicted model, not a curated record.
AUGGACGGGGAUCCCAUGGGAUUUGGAUACCCGUGGAACCAGAAUGUUGACGACUUAAGAGUUCCUUAUGGUGAUGAGAGACUACUGCUGGGUGAGAGCCACCAUAUGCAUUGGGGACUCGACGGGCAGGACGAUGAUCUGGGCUUUCAGUGGAAUGAGCCUUCUCUGCCUGCUGCAAGGCCUGCAAAGAAAAUGAGAAGCCACUAUCCCAGUGCGGCCGAAACUGCAGGUUUGAUUAACGAGUCUCUUCCCAUAGGCCUUGAUAAUAUUCCAACACCGUCACGUCAUAUCACAAACCCCGCACUGACGGUCUUGGAUGACCCUACUCCCUCGCCGACAGCUAAUGCAGCAUUGCUGCCCCAGAUAUUAGAGAUAUUUCCUGACAUUAGCCACCAGUAUGUAGAAGAGUUAAUAGCUCGACACAAGGAUACGAUGUCGGCCAGCGGCGGUGAUACACCUUUUAUCAAUUUCGGAUUGUUCCUGGUCAAAGAGACAAUUAUCGAGGAGAUUCUGGAGAAUGCAUCUUAUCCAAAGCAGGAGAAGCUUAAAAGGAAGACCGAAGAAGAGGAGGAUGAUAACCAUUGGACGGUACCCAGGGCACUUCAUGAUGCUUGUGAAUAUCGUAAACAAGCAUGCGACAUUCUGGCACAGGAAUUUCUGUGGAUCUCUAUUCCACAUAUCCGACAAUUCGUUUCCAGCAAGAAAGGGCUGUAUUCGGCUUACAUAGCACUUUAUAAGGAGUAUAUUCAUCCUGGGACCCAAUCAUCACACCUCAGAUUGAAGCGACCAAGGCCACUCGUGAAGUCAAGUAAGACGUGGGACCAAGACUUGAUAUCGGAACUAAAUGCUGCGAAAAGGAGGAUUGCGAAGGAUGUUGCUGCUCACCGAAAGCGAAAAGAAGAGGAGGAGGCGGACAAACUCAAUGAAGAGGAACACUUACGAUCAGGCAACCUUGUGGAGUGCCAGUGCUGCUAUUCUGAUGCCCCCUCAAAUAGAACGAUUCCUUGUGAAGGUGCAACUGUCCACUUUUUCUGCUUCGGAUGCAUCCGAAAAACCGCAGAGACACAGAUCGGAAUGAUGAAAUACAAGUUGCAGUGCCUUGACAUGAGUGAAUGUAAUGCCAAGUUUGCCCGUGGGAACUUGAAGAACGCGUUGGGCUCCUCAUUGAUGGGGAAGCUAGACCACCUUCAGCAGCAAGACGAAGUUGAGCAAGCCGGCUUAGAGGGACUCGAAAGCUGUCCGUUCUGUGACUUCAAAGGAAUCUGCCCCCCGAUAGAAGAAGACCGAGAAUUUCGGUGCUGCAAUCCCUCUUGUGAAACGAUUAGCUGCCGUUUGUGCAAAGACAAAAGCCACAUACCAAAGACUUGCGAUGAGGCAAGGGCAGAGAAGGGACUUCCUGCACGCCACAUAGUUGAAGAGGCAAUGAGCGAGGCCCUAAUACGUAACUGUCCCAAAUGCCAUGUUAAAAUCAUCAAAGAUAUGGGAUGUAACAAAAUGAUCUGCAGCAAAUGCUUGUGUGUGAUGUGCUAUCUAUGCAAGAAGGACAUUUCACGUGAACAGUACAACCAUUUUGGCAAGCCUCCCACUUACUGUGAUACCCACGAUGAUCGUAAGCCGAAGCGCUUUGAGGUUGAAGUUGAGCAGGCCCAGAAGACAGCCAUUGACAAGAUCUUGAGGGAUAAUCCCGACUUGAUGGAGAGAGAUCUUCGAGUGGAUCCUGAUAGGAAGGAUACCAAAACCCAUACAAAGCCAAAACUCCGACGCACUCAACCUGGACCUUGGCCUCCGGGGCGGCACACACAAGAGCCUUUGCCUGGCCAAAAUCAAGAUAUUCUACCGCAGCUAGGCUAUCCAAGAAUGCAAGUUCCGAGAGCAGCACUCCCUAACCCCCCGCAGUUCGUUCCAUUUGAACCAGAUAUCCUCAUGCCGGGGUUGCGCUAUGCUGGCCUUCAACGUCCACUACCUGCAUUCGAGCCUCAGUUGAAUCCACAUACUGCUACAACAAUGCCCCAAGGCUCUCCCAAUACCCCUCAAGGCCUCAAUGGCUUUGUUCCACCUCCACAGCAAGACUUCCUUCCAGACCCAUUUACUUUACCGACGAAUACAGAUAAUGCCAAGGCUACAGGCAACCUACCAUUGCAGCCGCAGUUUCCUGCACUAGACAACUACGGUAUUGGUACUAUGCCUGGUCAAAACGCGAACUUACCCUUAUGGCUGGAUGGCCCAUUGUACAACUUCUGA